GACAGUGCAGAGUCAUAUGACAGUUCAGAGUUAGAUGAAAUCCAGAAUUCUUGUGAGACAACAGUUCCUAAUCAACCGAUUUAUCAGAAUUCUCAUGCUAUUGUACCAGGUAUGACUUUUCCUAAUGAUUCACAUAUUUCUAAUGAAAUUACUUGCAAUAUUGAGGAAAAUAUGUUAAAUGAACCUAAUCAUGAUCGGAAACCUGAUGUGGUUUGGAUAGAUGCUGAUUUUUCUAACGAUCCUACGCUCUGCAAUGACAGUCCUAAUGAAUUUCAUGAGAAUAUUUCAGAAGAAUCAAAUCCUGAUGUCAUAUCAUAUAUUACCUAUCCUCAUAAUGCAUUUGAUCCUCGUGAAAAACCUGCCCAAUGCGAAGCACGAGUACUAAGUGACCUCGAGUUUGAUUACAUUUCGGAUGAUUUCAUAUCAACUGCUGUUUACCCUUAUCACAAAAACACUUCUAAUGUUUACUCUAAACAAUGUGAGAAAUAUGUUUUAAAUGAAGCCACAUUAUUCAUAACUUGGGGAUAUAAAGAUCCAACAUUAUUUCGUGGGGGAGGAUAGGGUUGAAAAAUCUAUGGUUCAAAUUCUAGAUAUUAAUGAUUUCAAUACAAAACCGAUAUGCUGAUUGUAUACAAUUCUAGGUGAGUCUGUUCCGAUUUCGUUUGUUAAUUCCAAUACUAAUGAGCACUUUCUAGAUACUACAAAGUUUUUAUCUUAUACAAUGUCGGACAGACUCAGGAUGAACUUAACAAGAAGACGUACAACCGAUUACAAACACUUAUACUUCUAUUUAAGCUGUGGCGGAUGUGGUGUUUGAAUGGACUAAUGAUACCUUUGUACUGGUUGAAUGUUUGAUUUCGAAUUCUAAGUACAAUACAUUCGUUGGUG
Schistosoma curassoni is the source of this 888-nucleotide messenger RNA. NCBI's taxonomy places the organism in Eukaryota, Metazoa, Platyhelminthes, Trematoda, Strigeidida, Schistosomatidae. The record is from the annotation of a GenBank genome assembly.